This is a messenger RNA of Drosophila sechellia, 800 nucleotides long. RefSeq lists its product as uncharacterized. Bases 150 to 800 code for a protein of 216 amino acids. Lineage: Eukaryota; Metazoa; Arthropoda; Insecta; Diptera; Drosophilidae. The transcript has 2 exons. The record is from RefSeq and is a predicted model, not a curated record.
UUUAGAAAAAAGUUUAAAUCAAAUUCGAAUAAGAGCUUUGGAUAAGUGGGAAUCUCUCUAAGUAUCCAUAAGCUGCGUGAAAAUCUGGAAAGUUUGAGGUUUCAGAUAUCUGAACUUGCCUGACUGAAAAAGUUCCAAAAUCUUUGAACAUGACUCAGCAAAUGAAAGAGACUCUUCAAACCAGUGAAGAUACUUCAAGGGAUAUUUCAGUUCCCAGGCCUACUAGUAGUCUGAUCCGACUUAUCCGCAUUGAGCACAACUACAAUUGCAUUCUUCCUGAUAAGCGAACAGAAAUCAAGUCCAAACGAAAUCUGCGCCAGUUGGUUUGUUUCUUGAAUGCAGAGAAAAAUCUUGGGCCACUUGACUUUGCGGAUUUAAGGCAGCAUACUCUUAGGGCAGAUGGGAUCCUGCAUCGACUUCGUCGAUUUCUUGCCAGCAACCGCAGAUUCAUUGACUUUAGGCCAAUGUCUGUACUACAAGAGGCCAUUGUGGAGCAUUUGGCCAAAGAGAAGCGCUGCUCGACCAGAUUUUAUGACGAUCACGAUGGCGGGCGGUACUUGGUUGCCUAUAGGCCCGGAAUCGAACCCAAUUCCUUUGAGUUGAGGGCUCGCGAAGUUAGCCCUAGCAAGGAUUUUAAUCAGACCAUUUGCCAGCAGAUAGAGAAGCCAGAAAGCCACCAGAAAACAUACGGAGACCACCAGAUGCGCCACAUGGCAGAGAACUCCUUUCAUCUGGGCAGGAAAAUCUUUGAGAAGUUCCAUGCCAAAAGAAAGUCCCUACAACGGAAUGAAAAAACGUGA